Rhipicephalus microplus (southern cattle tick) is the source of this 1980-nucleotide messenger RNA. RefSeq lists its product as uncharacterized. The record is from RefSeq and is a predicted model, not a curated record. Lineage: Eukaryota; Metazoa; Arthropoda; Arachnida; Ixodida; Ixodidae.
UCAAUGUCAAACAGUCAAAGCCUUUAAAUUCAUGUUUAUAUUGCUGUGCAGAUGGCGCUACAACAAUUGUAAUUUUGAAUUGUAAGACGAUGCCUUGGUGCCGAAGUAUUCGACAUGUGCGUUGCAUUGAUUAUGUUCAAUAGUUUGGCUGGGACCCUAAUCUACCUUUAAAAGCCCGUAAAUCGGGCGUACGUAUAGUCGAGCAAAGCAUAUUGUUAAUCUCUUUCGUUCGCCGCGCGUUCUGCUUUUGUGACACUUAAGCUAUCAAUGCAUACGACCAAUGCGUACCUACCUUGGUUUUACCACUAUGGUUUCGUCUCGUUCGCGCGCUGCCGUGAAACGCCGAGUGCGUCUCGAUGUAGAGGAGAGGGUGGGGGAGACAAACUUUUUUUUUUCUUUUCUGCGUUUCCGUGAGCCCGUUCUCGAAAGCUUUUCCCAAAGACUGAGGUUUUUUCGUGGAUGUAAUUUAUGUCUUGGUCGCAAGGAUGCUGGUGGCCUCGGUACCGCUCAGCAGAGGCUCCAUACGUCGGAACAGCCCCCAUGCUAUCCAGAUUACAAAGCGAGAAGGGGAAAUGGGCCAACAAAAAGAACGGUGUAUGCUGCAAUGUUCUCUGAAAAUGUACCAAUGGUACCGAUGUAAAAUUAUGCAAAAGAUUGAUGAUGGCAAGAGCCAUGUCCAAUACCUGGACUAUGUGGCAACUCUGAGAAAGCAACACAUUAGUCAAGCUUGGUGUGCCUUACUGAGGAGCUUGCCCUCAUCUCUCUGGUCAUUCUUUUGCGGCUUUCAUGGCUUGCAAAGCCUGAAAAGAGACAACCAUCGUGCAUUUUAUGACAAGGUCAUGUUUUGCUGCUUUUAUGGCUGGGAAAGCCUGAAAAAAGAUGAUGAUCCUGCGCUUUAUGACAAGAACUUGAAGUUAGCUGCUCCAGAUCGCUCUUUUGCUUCUUCGAAGUGCUCCAAAUUGGAAAAUUUUGCUGCUGAAAAGUGCACCAAAGUGAAAAUUUCGCUGCUCCAAAAAUUGCUCCAGAUCAGAAGACCUCAGUGGCAUCACUGAGAAUUGAAUUUUUUGUUUCAUGAGAAAGGUGACAAAAGGAGUGUGACCAUGUUUUGCUUCUGAAGUUCAGUGUAGGGGAUCCCACGGUGAUGGCAUUGUUUUUGAAAAGCCCCUCUGCACGUGUUCUAUAUUUGGUAACAGUGCGUGCCGAUCGAGCACCUGCAGACAAGUGCUCCCGUAUCCCUGUGUGUUAGUGUAUUCAUUACCCUGCACUGCCAUCUUGCGUCGAUAUUCUCUUCAGAUUAGCGAAUUACAAUAAUGCAGUUCUGUGUGAUUUCUCGGUGUACAUGUGUGUUCAAUAUGACUUGCAAUGCGGGAGCACGUUCCAAGAAUUCAAAAGGUUGUGCAUGUCUUUAACUUGCUUUUAUUUCAGCAACUAAAUAUUUUCUUAUUUUGGAUCGCACACAAGUGAAAGAAACGCGUUUAGUAAUAGAAAUAAGGGCUAGUGGAACCCAUUUGCAAUCUUUGAACUCGUGAAGCCUCAUGCUCCCACUUUGCAAGUCGCGACUGCACCAGAUGGCAGUACUGUCAAAGGGUUGGGUCAAAUCAGUGCAUGGUGGCUGGUGUAAGUAGUAAAAAAGAAUCGACUCUCUCGAAAGACAUUAUUUGAAAGCUUGCAUCAUACAAAUAUUUGUUACCGCCUGCGUAAUAUCCAGAAUCGUUCUAAACUGGCAACUAGAAGCGUGUACAAAUGUGCGAAUUCUGUAAUGGUUGUGCAACUAAAUGCCGAAGCAUAGUGUUCUGACGACAGCGCCAGGGAACAUCGAUCACCCGACCACAGAGUCAAGCGAAGGGAGAAAAAAAUGCCCAACGUUAUUCCAAGGCCCUCAAUGUUCUUUAUGUACUAGAGUGGGUGCUAGUACAUUGACUUGCGCGUAGAUAUGGAAGUAAUCAUGAUUAGAGUUCAAUAAAAUAAUAAUUUCAAUGU